AUGUUAACUAUCAAUGGUUAUCAAUAUCAAUUGAAAAAUUUCAAUAAAAUUUCAAUAGCACCAUUACAAGAAAUUGCUGAACAACGAAUACAACAAUUAUAUGAUCGAUUUAAUAGUAACAAAAUCACAGCACAUGAUUUAUUACGUGGACUUUCCUUUUUGUGUGUUAAUAAACGACUGAAUACAAAAGCACAUGAUUCAAUUUUGACAAGUCAUAUAAAAUUAAUUUAUUUUUGGAAUGAUUUCACCUAUCCAUUACCUGGUCUAAUACUUGAUCGAUUUGGUUUACAAAUUUUACCUGAAAUUUAUCAUAAAAUCAAAUGGCUUGAUCUGGAAUCAAUAUCUAUGGAAAGUAUUCUUCUUGCUUCACAUUAUUCUAAUUUAUAUAAACUUGAUUUACAUCUUAAAAUCAAGUAUGAUAAUGAACUUAUUGAUGGGAAUCAUUUAGAAGAAAAUAUUAUCAAUUAUAUGCCACGAUUAAAUAAAUUUAUAUUUAAUAUUCGUUCAUUUAAUUAUUUACCUAAUCUGAUUAAUUUACCUUCAAAUGAAGAUAUUCAAUAUACAUUCAAAGAUAAUAAAAUUAUUUCUUGUGUUGUUUAUUUCAAAAAAAGACAAUAUGGAUUAUUUAAAUAUGUUCAUAAAGUAUCAUUAUAUGAUGAACAUCCAUUUGAACAUGAAUUUUUUCUUCAAAUUGCUCAAUCAUUUCCAUUUAUGAAAAAAUUAACUAUAUCAUGA
Molecule: messenger RNA, 735 nt
Organism: Rotaria sp. Silwood1
Lineage: Eukaryota; Metazoa; Rotifera; Eurotatoria; Philodinida; Philodinidae
Source: the annotation of a GenBank genome assembly